Molecule: messenger RNA, 1812 nt
Organism: Sturnus vulgaris (Common starling)
Lineage: Eukaryota; Metazoa; Chordata; Aves; Passeriformes; Sturnidae
Source: RefSeq, a predicted model, not a curated record
AAGAUGGUGCAGAAGAAAUCAGAGAUCCCGGGAUUCCACCGCUCCUUCAAGGGGCAAAACCCUUUCGACCUGGAGUUCGACCAGUCCAACCACCUGGAGCCCGUCUUCAACUUCGAGUGCCCGCCCCGUCCCGACAUGCCUUCAAGUCAACCCAUCGACAUCCCUGACGCCAAGAAAAGAAACAAGAAGAAGAAGCGCUGCAGAGCCACCGACAGCUUCUCUGGCAGGUUCGAAGAUGUUUACCAGCUGCAGGAGGAGGUGCUGGGAGAAGGGGCCCAUGCCAGAGUCCAGUCCUGCGUGAACCUCAUCACCAACAAGGAGUACGCAGUGAAGGUAAAGCUGUGUGGGGGGACCCCAGGAGGUGUUUUUGGGGGGAUGCUGGGCUGAUGCCAUGGUCCCUGCAGAAAUGUCCUGGAGCUGAUUGAGUUCUUCGAGGAGGAGGAGAGGUUUUACCUGGUGUUUGAGAAGAUGAGGGGAGGCUCCAUCCUGACCCACAUCCACCGGAGACGCCACUUCAAUGAGCUGGAGGCCAGCGUGGUGGUGAAGGAUAUCGCCAGCGCCCUGCACUUUCUGCACAACAAAGGGAUUGCACACAGGGAUCUGAAACCAGAAAAUAUCCUGUGUGAGAGCCCGGACCAGGUCUCCCCAGUGAAGAUCUGUGACUUUGACCUGGGAAGUGGCAUCAAACUGAACGGCGAUUGCUCCCCCAUCUCCACUCCAGAGCUGCUCACCCCGUGUGGCUCAGCUGAGUACAUGGCCCCGGAGGUGGUGGAAGCCUUCAACGAGGAGGCCUCCAUCUACGACAAGCGCUGUGACCUGUGGAGCCUGGGUGUCAUCCUGUACAUCAUGCUGAGCGGGUACCCCCCCUUCGUGGGCCACUGCGGCUCCGACUGUGGCUGGGACCGGGGCGAGGCGUGCCACACCUGCCAGAACAUGCUCUUUGAGAGUAUUCAGGAGGGGAAGUAUGAGUUUCCUGACAAGGACUGGGCACACAUCUCCUUUGGAGCCAAAGACCUCAUUUCCAAGCUGCUGGUGAGAGAUGCCAAGAAGCGGCUCAGCGCAGCCCAGGUCCUGGAGCACCCCUGGGUGCAGGGGUGUGCCCCGGAUAACACCCUGCCAACCCCCAUCAUCCUGCAGAGGAACAGCAGUGCCAAAGAGCUCACCUCCUUUGCUGCUGAGGCCAUCGCUGUCAACCGCCAGCUGACACGGCACGACGAGGACGAGGAGGAAGAGGCGGAGGAGGAAGCACGACCCAUCAUCAUCAAAGCUACCUCACGGGCCAUGCAGCUCUCCCCCCCCUCUGAGUCCAAGCUGGCCAAGCGGCGGCAGAAGAGCAGCCUGGCCAAGGCAGUGGCCUCUGGGCAGCACCUGGUGGCCCCGCUGGUCCUGGUGGCCGACCAAGCCUGAGCGGUGCCCCUCGCACCUGCUGUACCCCCUGUCCCCCCUUCUCCUCCUUUCUUUCUUCUCCUUUCCCCCCGACCCCACCGUUUCUGGCUAGUGACAAGAUCAGGACUCGUCCCUGUGGCUGGUUUCCAAGGUUUUGCUGAUCUUGUAGGUCUGCGGGUGGGAGGGUUUGUUUAAGAUCUUUUUUUUUUUUUUAAAGGUAUUAAAUCAAGUGUGAGGUUGCUUCACCCAGGGCACACUCAAGGACAUCCGACAGACACACGGACUUUUGUUUCCUGGCUUUUGGUUUCUCCUCUGACAUUUUCCCCCCUCCCCGACACCAAAGGACUCCUUAUAUCUGCGGCUGCUUUGACGAUUUCAGCUCAUUUCAUACUGUGAACAAAAGACCCUCGGCCGUGUUUUCAACAA